AUGGAUUUGUUACCACCUAUUGAGCCAACAGUAGAACAAUAUCAUACGCUUAGUGUGGACAGUCUAACCUAUGAGAAACGUCGUUUGGAAAACUCUGUAAAUCAUUUAAUACGAUCGAAUGAAGAGAUGAAAAAAUUUGAUGAAAACGAUGCAGAUUUUCAAUUAGCUAUCAAGGAAAAUGAAAUUUUCAUAUCAAAACAACAAGAAAAAAUCAAUCUCAUUCAAAAUAUAUUAAUAGGAAAACAACAAAAUGGAAGUAAUUGUAUACCUCUAGAUUCUAACUCACCGGCAACUGAAGCUGCUGCUACUGCGCUUGAUGAUUUGUCUGAUAUUGAUCAGCUCAUUGAGGAUGUGCAAGAUCAUAAUACCAACAAUGUUUGA
This is a messenger RNA of Racocetra fulgida, 381 nucleotides long. NCBI's taxonomy places the organism in Eukaryota, Fungi, Glomeromycota, Glomeromycetes, Diversisporales, Gigasporaceae. The record is from the annotation of a GenBank genome assembly.